This is a messenger RNA of Puccinia triticina, 534 nucleotides long. RefSeq lists its product as uncharacterized. Gene Ontology annotation, cellular component: cytosol; aminoacyl-tRNA synthetase multienzyme complex; cytoplasm. The transcript has 4 exons. Bases 1 to 534 code for a protein of 177 amino acids. Gene Ontology annotation, molecular function: ATP binding; RNA binding; aspartate-tRNA ligase activity. Lineage: Eukaryota; Fungi; Basidiomycota; Pucciniomycetes; Pucciniales; Pucciniaceae. The record is from RefSeq and is a predicted model, not a curated record. Gene Ontology annotation, biological process: aspartyl-tRNA aminoacylation.
AUGCUGAAGAAUCCUGAGACAUGGCAUUCUAAGUCUGAUCCUCAACCAUCAGAUUGGCAAAUAGAGAUCCGUCGAGUCGAAGGCGAGAAGACACCGGUCAACCAAGCGAUCUUCAGGGUGCAAUCGCGCGUAUGCAACCUGUUCCGCCGCUUCCUAGACGACGAAGGGUUCAUCGAGAUCCACACGCCCAAGAUCCAGGGCGCGGCGACGGAGUACGGCGCGAGCGUCUUCAAGCUGGGCUACUUCGAGCAGACCGCCUUCCUGGCCCAGUCGCCCCAGUUGGCCAAGCAGAUGGCCAUCGCCGCCGACUUUGAGCGCGUCUACGAGAUCGGCCCCGUCUUUCGGGCCGAGAACUCAAACACCUAUCCCGAGUUCAUCGGGCUCGAUCUUGAGAUGGCCAUCAACGAACACUACCACGACCUUUUGAUUUAUCAAGCCAACUUCUGCUCCCGUUGGGAAACGGUUGUGAGCGCGCUCUGGGCCUGGCUAAAGCUGUUGACGGCCUCGAAGAUGAGCCGCGUCUCUGCCAGGUAG